Morone saxatilis (striped sea-bass) is the source of this 2176-nucleotide messenger RNA. It is a transcript of the gene rnf169, whose product is annotated as ring finger protein 169. Gene Ontology annotation, cellular component: nucleus; site of double-strand break. Gene Ontology annotation, molecular function: nucleosome binding; ubiquitin-protein transferase activity. Lineage: Eukaryota; Metazoa; Chordata; Actinopteri; Moronidae. The record is from RefSeq and is a predicted model, not a curated record. Gene Ontology annotation, biological process: double-strand break repair.
CGGGAGGGCGGGGUUUGUUGUGAGAGAGAAGACUCACCAGGGAAGAUGGCGACCGCAGGGUCCGCCGAUCGGACUGCCAGACCGGCCAGCGCCGCCACCGGCCGGCACCGGUCCGGGUCCGGGUCCGGGUCCGGAGCUGGGAGCGGGUCCGGGUCCAGCCCGCCAGAGACCGAGGCGAAGAGGUGCUCGGUGUGUGCGGAGGGGCAGCCCGGCGGCAGCCCGCCCUGCGGACACCCGGCCUGUCCGCUGAGCCGAACCCAGAGACACUCCGGAGGAGGAGAGCGGCUCCGGAGGAGGAGUGACCCCGAGAGGAGCAGCAGCAGGCCGGGCAGGAGGGACUGCGACAGCCGGAGAGCUGUUGUUGUCUGAAGACCGCGAGGACGUGAAGAGGAGGAACGAGUCAGUGCGACACGAUGAAGAGCCUGGAGUUCUGUCGGACUCGGAGAACGAGGAGCCGAUCAGCAGGAGGAUCAGAAACAUCUCAGCCUUCAUCAGGAAAACCAAAAACUGUGCAGCCUUCACUGGUGGUUCUCAGAGGAGUCAGAGCUGCACUGACCCGGUGGAGGACCGAGGAGGGAAGCUGAAGGUCGUCACCCAGCCGGCGCUGAUGGACCGAGUUGGUAUCAGUCACAGCUACACGGCAGGAAUCCUCCUCUCCUCUGAGAACAGUCGCUCCGUCUCGGCGCCGAUCACCGCUCCCGACCGGAGGCUCACCUGGCGAGCCGUCAUCUCGUCGUCGUCGUCGACUCCUCUGGGCCUCCUGCCGCCCCGCCCCGAGCGCUCCAUCAGCCCCGAGAGCAACGAUAGCAUCUCCGAAGAGCUCAACCACUUCAAACCUAUAGUCUGCUCGCCGUGCACGCCGCCCAAACGCCUCCCGGAUGGCCGUCUCAUGGAGCCUACCAUCGUGAAGUCCACGCCCAGGAACCUGACCCGCGGCCUGCAGAAGGCCACCAGCUACGAGGCCAGUCCUGCCGUCCUGCAGAAGUGGAGGCAGAUCGAACUCGACCGCCAGAGCCUCAAAGUGAACUCCAAAGCGACGCUGACGAGCCCCGUCAACGAGCUCAACAGCAAGAUGGGAGGCGGGGAGGACGGUGGGGUCGGCGCCGCAAAGACUCGUCAGUCCCCGGCAGGACGGGACGGAGACGGAGUGACGGCGGUCAACAAGAGGAGGCUGCUGUUCGACCCGCCUGCCGCAGACUCUGACACCUUCCAGAAACAGUCUGUGAAGAUCCGCGUCCCUGCGAUCCGCUACAGCACCGACGCGACUUUCAGAGGAAGUUCAGACUUUGAGCCGACAGUCGGCGCUCCCGAAUCCGGCAGCGGAGGAACGUUCUUUAGCCGAAAACAGUCAUUCUCGCCGUACACUAAGAACUCUGGUUUCCAGUCGUGUAAAUUAGUGCCAAAGGACUCACAGAGUCCGAGGAAGGAGUCCGACAGUAGCCUCCACAACCAGUCUACCUCAAGGAGGGGCAAGAAGAGGGAACAGAAGACCAAACACCUGGACGCGGACCGGGACUCGGACCUGAAGAGGAGCCGGUCGGUCAGCCAGGAGGCCCUGGACGAGCGGUACAUCCGUCAGAUCCAGCAGGAGCGUCAGGACCGAGCCCUCGCCCUGAAGCUGCAGAGACAGUUCGACCUGGAGAACCAGACCGUCAACCGCAGGAGGAGCCCCGACACGUACUUCCUGCGGUCCUGGAUGUCCAAUCAGAACCGCAGGAGGCGUGGCUUGAGGAGAUCCCGACGAAUCAACAAGAAGCACUAGAGAGGAGUUUGUCUGGAAGAGGUUAAAAUAUGCAAAGUGACGACAGGUGAAGGUUUAAUGAAUGUGGAGCAAACUUUAAACUCACUGUUGAGGAAAAAGCUCAUAAAUCUUAAAACUGAACAUUUCUUCCAACAUUUUCACGUCUUUUCACCAGCAAAUCACCAAAAUCUGAACAGUCCCAUCAGGAUCUCACUGAAGUAAACUCAUCAGGUUCUGGAGGACAACCUGAUUCAUGUGACUUCAUUUUGGAUAAUAGAUUAAAUAAUGAAUCGAUCAAUCAAACAAAGCCAUAAAUGCUGUAAAUCAAACCUGGCUGAUACCAUUUGUCUGGAUUUCACUGUUGGAGGCAACAGGGGCCAAUGGAGGUCUGGAGCUUUAGGGGCAAUGGAAGGUCUGGAGCUUAAGGGGCCAAUG